Molecule: messenger RNA, 1906 nt
Organism: Anas platyrhynchos (mallard)
Lineage: Eukaryota; Metazoa; Chordata; Aves; Anseriformes; Anatidae
Gene: RGS14
Product: regulator of G protein signaling 14
Biological process (GO): cell division; spindle organization; regulation of G protein-coupled receptor signaling pathway
Cellular component (GO): cytoplasm; plasma membrane; nucleus
Molecular function (GO): microtubule binding; GTPase activator activity; G-protein alpha-subunit binding
Source: RefSeq, a predicted model, not a curated record
CCGCGCCACCGGGCGGGGAUGCUGCGGGGCACCGGGCCGAGCCGGUAACCCGCCGGGACCGGCACCGGCACCGGGACCGCCACCGGGACCGGCACCGGCACCGGGCCGUGCCAGGGAUGCAGGGCAAGGGCAAGCUGCUGCUGGUCCACAACGGGCGCAUGGGCCCGGCCGUGUCGGAUGGAGAAUUAAACGCCUCCAGGGCCCGGGGCAGCAACCACAGCGUGAACAGCCUGCCGGCCCCACAGACCACCUGCGGCUCCGCGCACGGCUCCGUGGCCAGCUGGGCAGAGUCCUUCGAGACGCUGCUGCAGGACCGCGUGGCUGUCACCUACUUCACCGAGUUCCUCAAGAAGGAGUUCAGCGCCGAGAACGUCUACUUCUGGCAGGCAUGCGAGCGCUUCCAGCAGAUCCCAGCCAGCGACACGCAGCAGCUGGCACAGGAGGCACGGCGGAUCUACGACGAGUUCCUCUCCAGCCACUCGGUGAGUCCCGUCAACAUCGACAGGCAGGCUUGGAUCGGGGAGGACAUGCUGGCCACCCCCUCCCCGGACAUGUUCCGCCUCCAGCAGCUCCAGAUCUUUAACCUGAUGAAGUUCGACAGCUACACGCGCUUCGUGAAGUCCCCCCUCUACCAAGCCUGCCUGAGGGCUGAGAGCCAGGGGCAGCCCCUGCCGGACCUGCGGCCCCACUCCCGCAGCAGCAGCCCCCCCCCAGACCUCAGCAAGAAGUCGAAGCUGAAGCUGGGGAAGUCGCUGCCUCUCGGCGUGGAGACGGCCGGCAGCGGGGCCACCCGCAGCCCCCGCCGCUCCUUCCGCAAGGGCGAGCGACGGGAGCCCUCCUGGGCAGAUGGGGGAGAAGGCGGUGGAAGCGCCGUGCUGUGGCGAGAGUCUCAGGGCUCCCUCAACUCCUCCGCCAGCCUGGACCUGGGUUUUCUCUCCUCGGCUGGCACGGCUGCCAGCCCCUGGACGGAGGGCCAUCGCAAGAGCCUGGGGGGCAGCGAGGCCGAGGCCAAGCCCACCAAGUACUGCUGCGUCUACCUGCCCGACGGCACGGCCUCGCUGGCCGCCGUGCGGCCCGGCCUCUCCAUCCGCGACAUGCUGGCUGGGAUAUGCGAGAAGCGAGGCUUCAGCCUCCCCGACAUCAAGGUGUACCUGGUGGGCAACGAGCAGAAAGCGUUGGUGCUGGACCAGGAGUGCUGCGUGCUGGCAGACCAGGAGGUGAAGCUGGAGAACAGGAUCAGCUUUGACCUGGAGAUCUCCUCCCUCAGCAAGACCAUCCGCAUCACGGCCAAGUCCACCAAGCGCAUCCGGGAAGCGCUGCAGCCCGUGCUGGGCAAAUACGGCGUCAACGUGGAGCUGGCGCUGCUGCGCCGGCAAGGUGAGUCGGCAGCGCUGGACCUAGAGAAGCUGGUCAGCACGGUGGCUGCGCAGAAACUCGUCCUGGAAACGCCGGCAGACAUGAGAGUGACAGAGAGCGCCGAGGCUGCGGCCGCCCCCUCCCCGCUGCGCAGCGAGGAGGGAAGCCCGACGGGAGCGGAGGCCGACGUGCCAUGGGGGCUGCCCCCCUCCUCCUGCAGGCCCCGGUCCUCGGCUGCCACCAACCUGAACCGCCGCACCUACGACUUGGAAGGGCUGGUGGAGCUGCUGAACCGUGCCCAGAGCUGCCGGGCCAACGACCAGCGGGGGCUGCUCUCCAAGGAGGACCUGGUGCUGCCUGACUUCCUCCAGCUGCCGGGGCAGGACGGCAGUGCCUGCGGGGGCUCCGAGCAGCCCAGCGCCUCUCACCUGGGAUCCCAGGGGAGCAACCACCCCGGCCCCACCAAGGAGCCCGCGCCGGCUCAGCCCGCGGUCGAGCAGGAGCCCCGGUGAGCCCUGCCCCGUGCCCGCACCCAGCGCCUGGCGCCGCC